Messenger RNA from Lineus longissimus, 2625 nucleotides. Its product is annotated as EGF domain-specific O-linked N-acetylglucosamine transferase-like. Gene Ontology annotation, molecular function: glycosyltransferase activity. The record is from RefSeq and is a predicted model, not a curated record. Bases 283 to 1653 code for a protein of 456 amino acids. Lineage: Eukaryota; Metazoa; Nemertea; Pilidiophora; Heteronemertea; Lineidae. The transcript is spliced from 2 exons.
UCUCACCAAUGCUGAUAUGCCUGAAGUGCCUCUUCACAAAGGCAACAACAGCUUAUUGAAAUAUAACCAGCUCGGGGAGCAAUACGACAUUUCUAUACUGUUUGAGAUCAAUGCACCAGCACUUUCUAUGAUUGUAUUCAGUUCAACAGAAACUGCCUGCUGUAGCAUAAUCAAUCCAACAAACUGUCCGACAUGAUAUGCUCAUCUAUAGUGCUUGAGUAUAGUGGGUAGUGCUACUGCUAUGUAAAUAUCAGUUUAUAGGCUACCACUACCACUUAAAUCAUGGGUUUUUGGACUCUACCUUGCAGAAACCGAGUUAGACGACCAUCCAUCAACUCGCAAACUGCCCACUGCAAGACAUGUCGGACGUACCCAUGCUAUAUCACAGGGAUGGUGGUGACAAUACUAUUCACUGGCCUCUGCAUGGACAUGUGGCAGCACCAUGUGUGGCUCUCAUGGAUAGACUUCCCAAAUCUACAUGAGGACAUAUUUUGUGGGGGGAAAUUCGUUGGAUACGAUCACAAGUUUGGUUUGCUUAAGCGAGUGAUGGUAUAUCCCCAACAGUGUGCCCGCGCUGCCACCAAAGAGGAAAUGAAACUGAAAAUGCCUUGGCAUCCAGAAUACGAACGGUAUGACGGACAUUGCCAACUAAGGAAAGGAUUCUUUAAGAUCGACUGCGAUGUUCCGUCUUAUACUUUCAUAGAGCGUAACGGGUUCAUUAGUCACUUGAACAUCUGGAUGGACGUCUUAACCAAGCAAAGUGAAAAAUCAAUGCAACAAGUCAGAAAUGUCAAAAUUGAAAACAUGUUCACGAUAGCAUUCCCGCGAUAUGGCUACACAAACUCUUUCUGUAACAUCAUAGAGUUAUAUAACUCGUAUCUAGUGAUGAGUUUUUUCGGAACGAAGCCAAAAGACACAAACAUCUUGCUCAUUGAUACGUUGCCAUCUGGGUCAUUUGAUAGUGUUUGGAGGACGCUGUUUGGUAAAGUGACGAAAAUGAGUGGAAUCAAUAAGGCAACAAAGUUUGAGAAGAUGGUCUGGGGGCCGCAGGAUUAUAGUAGUCCCAUGAUGCAACAUGAGGGCGACACGCUACCACUCGUUGAAAACUUCAGCACAUUUGUUCUCGAUCAGUACAAAAUUCCCAACAACCACAAUCUUAACUGUAACAAUGUCAACGUUUUGUUUAUAUGGCGUCGUGGAUCUGAAAAUCGCAAGAUAAAAAACGAAGGCCAGAUUUUAGACACGAUUCAGAAAAAAUAUCCAAGUUUCACUCUAAAGGGUCUUGAAUUAGCACCACUGGACAUGAAAAAGAAGCUUCAGAUCAUAGCAAGGACUGAUAUACUCAUUGGAAUGCAUGGUGCUGAUCUAACCUACAGUCUUUUUCUUCCUAAGCAUGCUGGUGUAAUUGAACUUUAUCCGAAAUCGUGGGAAAAACUGAAAUACCAGCCACUGAUUGAUAAAUAUGACCGAUUUGAGGCGCUUGGGAAGUGGCGGGGUAUUGUAUACAGCCCCUGGGUAAAUCUAGAUGAAGAAAAUGAACUUGAGAAUGAUUUUACUGUUAUUCCCCCAGAGACAAUGUUAAACCUGUUUGAGGAUACGCUUCGGAAUAUCUGCAGUGAUAAUGUUUCAAAAAAGAUUGUUGGCUUUACAUAAAAAGCUGGAUGUAAGCGCAUCAGAAGGAAGAAAUAUAUUUUCUAGUAGAGGUGCCAUAGAAAUACUUAUAUACCAUAUCCUAUUAGCAAGAAUUCAUAAACUCUUGCUAUUAGUAAGAGAUUAUUUGUUAUUGUUGGACUAGGCCUAUAUACAUGCACAGACAAUCAACAUACUAAAACUUACUUUGAUUGCAAAUUUUAGCAAAUGUAUUAAAUUAUUGGUGGUUUAUUUCAUCAGAAUCCAUAUGCCUUAUAGUGAAUAUGACAGGUAACAUCGCACGUCCUAUUAUCAUUGUUUCGUAGCAACACUGGGCCUAAUAUACAUGUAACCAACAGCAGUAUAAAACAGCAGUAAUAGGACUCUAGUGGCUAUCAUAGGACUUGUGUGAUGGAUUUAGGCUGUGUGAUGUUACAUGAACGUAUAAGAUUACCAAUAGAUUAUUGAAUUCUCACAAGCCACAAGUUUGGGACUUGUCUUCAGCCGAUUUUAUGAAAUGUGUUCAAUUACAUGUAGCAGGCCAGUUACAGUAUUGUUAAACUGGUCAAGUGCUUUCCAAAAUUUGAGUAAAUGCUGCAUUGAAAGUUGUGACAUUUGCAGAGCAAGUUCACUGUCGACCCCAAUUGCAUAAUUGAAGAAAAUGUCCUACCUUUGCCUUGAGAGCACUUCUGACUGCUACUGGAGUGGACGAAAUAUUUAGCUGCAAAAAGAAAGAAAGCGAGUUUAAAAAAAGGUAUAUUUGAACAAAAGCCUAUGCUGUUCAUGUCCAUUGUCUUUUCUUUUGGCUCAGAUACACUGCGUCAGUUAAUAUAUUUACACAAAUUUUCUAAUUCAAGCUCACUUUAUAAUUUUUGAAUGAAGGGAGUAGGACUUAAAAAUGUAUCUUAAAAGAUACAUGGUGCAUGUACAUGAAUUAUCAUAUACAUUUGUAGCAUUGGUGCCAUCUAUUUUCACUAAUAAAUCCAUUUAUUGUCA